Bemisia tabaci is the source of this 589-nucleotide messenger RNA. Lineage: Eukaryota; Metazoa; Arthropoda; Insecta; Hemiptera; Aleyrodidae. The record is from RefSeq and is a predicted model, not a curated record.
GGGCGUGAAAUGUCAGGAGGGGCUGGAUGAUUAUUUCGCCAAAACAAACGAGACAUUGAAAAAAGACGCGAGCCAAUACUUGAAAGCACUGGAAGUUUUCGAAAAAACCAAUUCUAGUUUUGAAUCUUUGACUACAUCCAUUAGGCACUUAUUCAAGCACAUAGAUCUUUCCAGGCAGGAUGAACUGUCCUCGGUCUUAUACGCAUUCCCGAAACUGCGCCCAGACCUCUUCCCCUUGGUUGAGGAGCGGAAGAUUUCCCAAAGAGAAUCCUCUCACAGAAUAUCUAACGUCUCCAUCAAGAGGAAGGAUGACUUUUUCUUCAUAUUCUUCCCCACUCGCACAAACGUGGAAUGGAUGUUCAAGUGCAUAAAUUACACGGACGGAAAAAUGUUUUACAGAACGGUUCCGGAGCCAAUCAAGGAUUUGGUUAUGGUGCAGCUAACUUGGGAAAAAUCGGCUGCGUUUAAGGAAAAUCGAACGCUGACGGCAGAAUACCGAUGGGCUCCGCAUAAGGAUGGUAAAAAUACUGCGUUUGUAACACAAGAAUUCAAGAAUGAUGAUGAAGAAUAGUGAAUUCAUACAUGAAAA